Messenger RNA from Hemibagrus wyckioides, 3904 nucleotides. RefSeq names its product mucin-2. The transcript is spliced from 10 exons. NCBI's taxonomy places the organism in Eukaryota, Metazoa, Chordata, Actinopteri, Siluriformes, Bagridae. The record is from RefSeq and is a predicted model, not a curated record. The coding region runs from base 218 to 3727 and encodes 1169 amino acids.
CGCGCGGAGAACAGAACAGUGAGGCGUUUCUGUUUCUGAAGAGAGAGAGAGAGAGAGAGAGAGAGAGAGAGCGAGCAGGCGGACAGCUAACUAGCGGCCACUAAAAUAAUCUAAUAAAAUAAAGAUGUGUGUGUUAGAAAUGUUUCCCGAGGAAUCCCGAGAGAGCUGAAGACAGGAAGACGCUCGCGCACUAAGAGGGAAUGUUUCCUGUCACAAAAUGCGACUUUUUCACUUUUCCUUGGUGUUUACUUUUAUAACAGGACUGAACACAUCAGAGGAGGAUCCUGAUCCAUCUCAGAUUCCAUACCUGGACUCCAGCAGUGACCUUGCGUCUCCCUCUCGGGACGGUUCCACCGGUGUGACCCACCUCCUGGACGUUUUUGGGGUCAGGAAUGCGCACACGCUCCAGACGGUGAGUGUACGUCAGGGUGGAGGCCACUCUGGAUUGGGUGAUAAGACCAGAUUCCACUUUGUUCCACAGGAAAGCACACACAAUGGACAGGAUAAAGCUGGAAGCGUGAUCUCUGACCUCGCUCACACAGCUACGCACUCGCUCACUGAUUCCAGGCUCUCGUUUACAGAAAAGGAACAAGACUCCAGUGCUGAAACACAAUGGCCAGGACUUUCUGGUCACACACUGACCACAGCCACGAGCACUGAUUCAAAUACGGGUGCAAACACGCUUCCACAUACCACAGCAGUGCACUCGGAUAUUCGCCACGACACGGACACGCCUUUACUUCUCCCUGAUGUACUCACUGCACUUGACUCAAAAAUCUUUCACAGUAAUGACAUCACCGUGAUGUCAUCAGCACCCGUGGUCAGUCAGUCUCAUUCAACCACUCAUGGAAAUAGAGCUACAGCAACAGAACUCGAGAUGUCUGAAUCGCACGGAUUUCGCAAUGUCCCCGAUGGACGUGACACUUCAGUGAUGUCAUCAUCAUUCCCAGCCAAUGAGGGACAGACUGCGGCUCAGCGUUCGAGCGAAACUUUCUGGACUAAUAGUCUUCCUCAAACAAAUCACAGAAACCCAAACUACCCAGGUUUGUCUGUUACUGAUGUCUUUCUAAACGACUCCGUGUCGGAUCCCGAGCUCUCCGAGUCCAACAGUGUCACGUAUCUAAGUGACGGUGCAGUGAGGUCAUCAGUGUACACAGACACAGGGGAAACAGGGGUGGGCCGAACGAACCGCAUACCUCGAUCGACUCAUAUUAACAAAAACCUGUCUGGUCAUACAGCCUCGUCGCUUUUUGAUGAUGUGAGCACCAUGACUGACACUCCUCCAGCUUCUCUUUCAUCUCGUCAGAUGGAUACAGCAACACUUCCUGACGAUUCAGGAAAUGUAUCUACGGUAAACAGGAAAAGGAUGGAGUAUUACUCACACACUCCGUAUUACACCAGUUCCCCAAACACACAGACUCAGUCAGCUCCUGCACAAGCUUCACACACCGUCCACACCCAAUACGCUACAGUACAAACCACUGACCAACAGAUGAGUGACUGGCACACACACACACACACGUCUCUUCCUACACACUCGGAUUCACGCUCGAGCUCCGUUACACCGACAGGACGGGACUUCAUCUCUACAUCAGCUUCACCUUCACCUAACACACUGAGUCAGGGUGAUCCCAGUAACCCUUCCACAGUGCAGACCAGCUGCUGUACCAAGACCCAACAGAAUAAUCUGACCACCACGCUCGGUCCAAUCACAGUUCCAUAUGAAACAACGGACACAAACUCUAUCCCUGUGUCUGAAUUACAGACGCGAACCGAUAACGAUAGCACUAAUGUGAUCACAGAAAUGAACACUCUUACAUCAGAUUUAAAUACUCUGCCUCAUGUGACAGCUCUGAGCACUGACUCUCGACCAAUGACGGUCACACAUCACGCUCCAUCAACAUCUAGGAACGAUCCUGUGACAGUGACCACUCCGAGUCCUGCUGUUACACCACCGCCAUGUCUGAGUACUCCGAGUCCUGCUGUUAGACCACCGUCACAUCUGACCACUCCGAGUCCUGCUGUUACACCACCGUCACGUCUGACCACUCCGAGUCCUGCUGUUACACCACCGUCACGUCUGACCACUCCGAGUCCUGCUGUUACACCACCGUCACGUCUGACCACUCCGAGUCCUGCUGUUACACCACCGUCACGUCUGACCACUCCGAGUCCUGUUGUUACACCACCGUCACGUCUGACCACUCCGAGUCCUGCUGUUAGACCACCGUCACGUCUGACCACUCCGAGUCCUGCUGUUACACCACCGUCACGUCUCACCCCUCCGACUCCUGCUGUUAUACCAUCACGUCUCACAUCUCCGCUGACGCACACCUUCGACACAGUUACCACCAACAGACCAUCGACUAACCUUCACACCACUCAGACGACGACCAGACAGGCUGAGACGAGAAUUCCGAACCAUCUUGCUACAAGCAAGAUCAUCCAGCAGCCAGACACAACAACAACAACAACACAACAAGUGCACACAAACACUCAGGCUGGAACACACACACCUUUAUCCCCUCUGACCAAUCAAACGUCUUGGCAUCGCACGUUCACUAGGAAAACUGACAAAGACCGGUCACACAAGGGGCGGGUCUUCAUCAUGGACGACCAACCAGCAAUCAUCAAGCUGGAAACGUUCCAGGUGCUCCUGCAGGUGAUACUGGAGGAGAACUCACCCCCGUAUGCAGGACUUGUGGAGGUGGAGCCGUUUCUACAAAAUGUAGCAGGAUACCAGAGCCAGCAUGUUACCUGGCACAGUGGUCCAGUUCUGCAGUCUGUGGUCAUCUUCAGGACAGCGGAGGCCGUCUCAUGGCUUGAGAGGGCAGAGUCUCUAUUGGAGGAGGUGGGGCUGAAACCACUUCCAGCAGGGGGCGUAUUUGUGAGCGGCGUCCGGGUGAAAAACAUCACAGUGGGAGGACUGCACAGUGACCUGUGUUCUUGGUUGUUUUCUUGUCCAUCCCACUUCUCCUGUGUCUCCUCUGAGGGAAAUGUCACCUGUAGGUCAGUGUGCCACUCUGAGUACUGCAAGAACCAUGGCAUCUGUGUCCAUCGGUCUGGACAGAACCCAGUCUGCCAAUGUCCUGUGGGUGAGGAUUUCUGGUUUAUGGGUCAGCGCUGUGACCUCCGUAUGACCCGACAGAGAUUAGCCGGGGUGUGUUCUGGGGUUUUGGCCGCCAUAGCAGUGCUGAUGGGGCUCCUGGCUUAUCUCGCUGUGCAGCGCUUUAAGAAAAUGCUUAUACAAGCCAAAGCAGAGCAGACGCAGAGCAGUUACCGCAGAUUUAACCACUUUGAUGAGCUGUCAGCUCGUUUCUGGAGAAGAUCCUGGCCUGGAUCUCGGGACUCUCUGGACAACACCGCGUUCACCCGUUCUGAUGAGUUACUGCAUAUGAGAGCAAUGGACCGGGCCUGCUGUUACCAUGACGACACACUCUCCCUCGCCUCCACCUACCAAGAUAGUGUUGCGCACCUCAAUACAGUGUAUCCUCACAGUUCUCAGUAUAACUGGGACAUGAGCACCUGCAGCCUGGCGGACGGUGUGGUGGAUUCAGGAAAGGCGAGUGACCUGUCUGUGUGCAGCUGGCCCAUUGAACCCAUCCAGUGGACACCUUUCCCUUUACUGCAGCAACUCAGAAAUACAAACACGGUGAAACCGUCUCGUCCUCGAUCGUACUGUGAGGGUAUGGAGCUGGUGGGUCUGGAGAAGAGCCGGACGGCAUAGUGAAGGACUCAUGAAGGUCACAACACACACUCAGGACUCAGGACACGCUCUGAGCAUCAUGAUGUAUUUACUUGAACAUGUAGAAGUGGUCAGCUAUUUCUGUGGUCAGCACUCUUUCAUGAUGAAAGAUUAUUCUGGUGUUUUUGAUAUAAACUGAAUUAAACAUCACUCUAUAGA